Molecule: messenger RNA, 2949 nt
Organism: Carassius carassius (crucian carp)
Lineage: Eukaryota; Metazoa; Chordata; Actinopteri; Cypriniformes; Cyprinidae
Product: septin-7-like
Exons: 13
Coding region: 245-1534 (429 amino acids)
Biological process (GO): cytoskeleton-dependent cytokinesis; cilium assembly
Cellular component (GO): cell division site; microtubule cytoskeleton; septin complex
Molecular function (GO): molecular adaptor activity; GTPase activity; GTP binding
Source: RefSeq, a predicted model, not a curated record
CUCCAGGAGGAGGACAAUCGCCUUUCAUGCUCGCAGCUUAAAUUGUAACAUUCCCCCCCGGCCGAUGCUUGCAUGCUUGUUUUUGUCCUGUGCACGUUUACUUCCCUUAAAAAUCCAUUCAUUUAGUCCAAAUCCGAGUCAGCAAUCAGGGUUCGUCGUGGCUUCUGCACUCGACCCUCUUUGAGUCGACUCAUCUUUUUAUGCCUGAUCUAUUGGGUUUCAGAGUGGGUGUUGUCACAGGACAAUGAUCGAGCGACCCGACUCAGCUGUUUCCAGCGUUGCACAGAGGAAUCUGGAGGGUUAUGUCGGCUUCGCCAACCUCCCGAACCAGGUGUACAGGAAGUCCGUGAAGAGGGGGUUUGAGUUCACACUCAUGGUUGUCGGUGAGUCUGGACUGGGCAAAUCCACGCUCAUCAAUUCCCUCUUCCUUACAGACCUGUACUCCAAAGACUACCCUGGCCCAUCUCAAAGGAUCAAGAAGACUGUUCAGGUGGAACAGUCCAAAGUGCUGAUAAAGGAAGGGGGCGUCCAGCUCACACUGACCAUCGUAGACACACCAGGCUUUGGAGAUGCAGUGGACAACAGCAACUGCUGGCAGCCCGUCAUCAACUACAUCGACAGUAAGUUUGAAGACUUCCUGAAUGCCGAAUCCCGCGUAAACAGGAGGCAGAUGCCUGACAACAGGGUGCACUGCUGCUUGUACUUCAUCGCCCCCUCUGGUCACGGACUGAAACCUCUUGAUAUCGAGUUCAUGAAGCGUCUUCAUGACAAAGUCAAUGUCAUCCCCCUCAUUGCCAAGGCUGAUACUCUCACGCCAGAGGAGUGCCAGCUGUUCAAAAAACAGAUUAUGAAGGAGAUCCAGGAGCACAAAAUCAAGAUUUAUGAGUUUCCGGACACAGAGGAUGAUGAGGACAGCAAACUGAUCCGAAAGAUAAAGGAGAAGAUGCCUCUGGCAGUGGUUGGCAGCAAUGUGGUGAUCGAAGUAAAUGGCAGGAAGGUUAGAGGGCGUCAGUACCCCUGGGGUGUGGCAGAAGUGGAGAACGGUGAGCACUGUGACUUUACAGUCCUGAGGAAUAUGCUCAUCAGGACACACAUGCAGGAUCUGAAGGACGUGACCAAUAAUGUACAUUAUGAAAAUUACCGGAGUAAGAAACUAGCAGCCGUCACCUGCAACGGGGUCGACGCCACCAAGAACAAGGGCCAGCUCACAAAGAGUCCCCUGGCCCAGAUGGAGGAGGAGAGGAGGGAGCAUGUGAUGAAGAUGAAGAAGAUGGAGACAGAGAUGGAGCAGGUCUUUGAGAUGAAGGUCAAAGAAAAGAAGCAAAAACUGAAGGACUCUGAGGCAGAGUUGGAGCGGCGUCACGAACAGAUGAAGAAGAAUCUAGAAGCUCAGUAUAAAGAGCUUGAGGAGAAGAAGCGCCAGUUUGAGGAGGAAAAGGCCAACUGGGAGUCCCAGCAACGCAUCCUGGAGCAGCAGAAACUUGAUGCAUCAAAGACAAUGGAAAAGCACAAGAAAAAAGGAAAAAUCUUUUAAAGACAUCAUGAAGCUGUCCUUAUAAAACCAGAAACUCCUUGCAUCUCUUUUGAUGCUCUGAUGUUUUAUGACCCCAUAAGAAACGCAUGCUGAAGUGCUACAUUACAGUUUACUGCACUUUCCAUUGUAACAUGAAUGAAAGGAAUGAAAUGUAGGAUAUUUUUAUAGUCACAUCCACAUUCGCCCUCUUCUGGUUGACUGUUAUAUUGCACCACAUGCCCAGUGUGUCAAGUAUGUUCUCGACCUCUCGAUUAGAGUGAGAAUAUUGACCAACAUUCCUUUGAAACUUUAAAUUGUGGUUAUUACAAACAAUUCUUUAUGUUCUUAAUAAUUUCAGUACAGUACAGUACAGACAGACACUUUCAGCUCUUCUGUCCAUAUUCACACAUCUUAGUGUUAGAUGGUCUGGUGGUAGGUUUGUAUGGGUGUGAUGGAGAAUCAGACAGAAGCAAGUGCUUCAUGAGUUCAUACAGAGCUAAGCAUGUAUGUGUUGAAAACAAAGCUAUGGAUAAAUGGUUUUUGGUUUCUGCUGGUGUGUGAGACAUGAUGUUGUGUGUUUCUUAGGGGUCAUAAAUAUUUGAAGACCUGUUUUAACAUUAAUGCGCAGCUAAAUUAUGACAAUAACAGUUUUCCAUGUGUUUAAACCCGUUUGCUGGCUGUGUACGUAUAUAAUUUUGUCCCUACCAUCGAUGGUGUUAUACAAAAUGAUCAUUGAUAUUAAUAACAAUUGUCAUUUCUUUAUAUGGAUGGAUAUAAAAUAAUUACAAUAAUAUUACAGGAUAUUGCGCGAUCAUUCUGCCUUAAAAUUGCAGACUUUUACGGCAUUUGUCUGCUCAUGUUUUAUUCUUUUUUUUUUUUGUGAUCCGAUUAUGUUAGAUGUCCCUCAAUAUGUUCCUAAACUGAUCUGAGACCAGUUCGUUUGGAUUUUUAGUUGUUAUGGCUGGUCCUAGAUCAGUUUAUCUAAACAGAUGUUAUUUUAGCCAUACUCACCCAGAUUACCCUUUAUAAUAAACUCACUUCACAUUCUAAAUGUCAAUGAUAGUGGAAGUUUAGAUUUAUAACACACAGGCUCCAGGUCUAACACAUGUCAAAUAGACCGUAACGUGCACAAAACUCUCAAUGCAAAGGGCAUUAUUAUAUUAUAGCACUAUUAUAUAUGUUGAAGGUUUGUCAUUAUGCAGGUUUGAACACUCAGUUCUUCCUGUUGUGCAUCACUAAAAACCACACAGAUGCUCUAAAGCAUGUUUAGUUUAAGGUUUUUAGUAGAACAGUAUUCUGGGAAAAAGUAAAAAUCUGUUCUUUAAACACUACACUUUUUUUAUAGUACACCUGAACAUGGCUCUAGACAAGUUUUUUUUUUUUUUCUUAAUCUAAAUUUUUUUGUAUAUGCAUACAGUUUUAAAUUUCUGAUUGUU